Zerene cesonia (dogface butterfly) is the source of this 2902-nucleotide messenger RNA. RefSeq lists its product as uncharacterized. The record is from RefSeq and is a predicted model, not a curated record. NCBI's taxonomy places the organism in Eukaryota, Metazoa, Arthropoda, Insecta, Lepidoptera, Pieridae. The coding region runs from base 1 to 2841 and encodes 946 amino acids. The transcript is spliced from 19 exons. Gene Ontology annotation, cellular component: lysosome. Gene Ontology annotation, molecular function: cysteine-type endopeptidase activity.
AUGGAAUACUGCUCUCACCUCUGGGAUGGUUUUGCCAAAUAUCAGCUGGAGACGCUUGAGGCGAUAGAGAGGCGUGCUAAGAAGCUCAUAAACGACGGUGAUCUGGUAGGCAAAAGACUACAGAGCCUCGCUCAUCGCCGUAGAGUGGCUAGUCUGUGGUGGACGUUCCAUGUACCCGGACGAGUACAGCAAGCAAAGGAGCAGGUUGGCCAGCUGCCGUUAGGUGCCACCACUGAAAAAUGUUGCAAGUCGGCGGGUGGGGUCAGUGCGGACUCUCGGCACAGCGCUCAGACCGCGCCAGCAGCCAGCGGCGCCGCUCGCACCCCGAACGUCAGCACCAGACUCGAUAACACGCUAGCACGCCGGCGCGCUGAUUCGCCGACACGCCGACACGCCGACACGCCUCCACGCUACAGGAACGGUGUAGUGGACGCUAUGAAAGCCAUCAUCACCCUUGUCGUCUGCCUUUGCGCAGCAUGGUCUGUGGAGAGCUCGGCAGCGCCGCGCGGCUUCCGCAGGCGACCGCAACCCGCUGCAGAAUAUGAAGAAUACGAGAGGAACAAUCUGGCGCCAGUGCAGCCGCAGGUGUCGCCCGCUUUGUCAUGGCAACCCAUCUCAGUCAACAUCCCCAUACCUCGCGGCGCCGGCUCGUCUGUGCCGCUGGUGAUCCUGCCGCUGCCGAUGCCGGUCGCGGCGCCAACCCCGACGCAAACUGAAUGUAAGGUUGUGCAAGAAACGAAAUAUGAGUAUGAGAAUGAUGAAGAUGGGUAUGAGGCGCCACAAGCGAAGCCCGUGAGACCGUCGCAACCUUCGCGGCCGGGCCUGCGGCGGCCGGAGCGGCCCCAGAGCCCCGCGUGGGGGCCCAUCGUGGCAGAGGAGUCCGAGCAGCCGCCGCCGCACGCGCCCCCCACGCCCCCCGCCCCGCAGCCUUACCCCUCCUACGUGAGGCCCGAGGAGCUGGAUAGCACUGUCACCAUUCCACACAUUGAAACGCCAUUCACGUCGCAGCAGCUGGUGCAGCUGUUCCGCGAGCAAGCGCCGCGCGCCCCUGCGCUGCCACCGCUGCUGCUGUCGGAGCACGACCGCUCGGAGCGGCAGGCGGCCGGCCCGCCCCCCGCGCCCGCAGGCCCCACGCCGCUCGCCUCCGCGCGGCCCCGCUCCGCGCGCUCCUCCUAUCCGCGCCCGCCCAAGCCGCGCAUCGCCCGCUCGCUCGCCAUCUCUGCAGAUCUAACCGUGCCGCGCGCCGACUAUACCGAAACUUACACGGCUUGGUACGAUGCCGAGAGCGGUUCUGCUCGCGUGGACUUCUUCGACGGCUCUUCGUCCUCCUACCGCACCUUUAUGCCUGAUGGCAGAGUGCAGUAUCUUGAAGUGCGCGUGGAUCGGUCGGGCGAGCGGCCCGUGCGGCGCUGCGGCCGCUCGGAGCCGCAGCCCGCCGCGCCGGCCGACCGCCGCCCGCCCGCGCUGCCUGACUUCGCACAAUUCACCUUCGCUGGCUACGUGGAGCAAGGCAACGCGUCGCUAGAGCGGUGGCAGCAGCAGGUGGCGGGCGCGGCGGGCGAGCUGGGCGCGGCGCGCGGCGAGCGCCUCACCGCGCGGCACGACCUGCUGCUGGCGCGCGACCGCGACGACCAGCCCGUGCCGCUGCAGUACAACGUGGCAGUUGACAGCUCCGUUCUGGGCUCGGACUGUGAUGGCUACCAGCAUCGCUACGUAGACGUGAGAAACGAACAAAAAGAUGCUGCAUUCUUUACACCCAAUAUCGAUGAGCUGUGUGAUACGGUGGAAAUGCUGAACCGGUCAGAGCCUGAACACUUCGCGCGACUCGACCCCUUGCGCGAGUUCACGCUGCCAUUCCGCGACCCCAAAUAUGAUGCGGCUCUUCAAAAGUUUAAAACUGACUUUAACCGCAAAUACGGCGACGACAUCGAGGAGGCGGUACGCAAGAACCUGCUGAUGCAGAACACGCGCUUUACGUCGUCGGGCAACCGGCAGGGCGGCACCUCGCAGUUGGGCAUCAACUACCUGGGCGAGCGGCUGGACGCCGAGCUGCAGCUGCUCAUGGGCGUGGAGCCGAGCGGCCGCGACUCCGCCGAGCGCUUCCCGCACUCGCGCCGUCAGCUGCAGAAGAUGGACUCGCGCCUGCCCGACCGCUUCGACUGGCGCCCACGCGGCGGCGUCUCGCCCGUGCAAUUCCAGGGCGCCAACUGCGCGUCGUGUUGGGCGUUCGCGGUGGCGGGCGCGGUGGAGGGCGCGCUGUUCGCGCGGACGCGCCGCCUCGUGCCGCUCUCCCCGCAGUGCCUCGUCGACUGCGCACAUCCGUACGGAGGUAGGGGUUGCGGAGGCACGUGGCCCAGCCAUGCGUACAACUACGUACAGGAGCGCGGCCUGCCCGCCCUCGACGAGUACACGCCUUACAAGGAGAAGGUGGAGCAGUGCCGCGACAAGGAGGUGCCAGCCGUAACGCGCAUCAGCGGUCACGUCAACGUCACCGAGAACAGCGUGCCCGCUCUCAAGGUGGCGAUAAAGGAGCACGCGCCUUCCGUGGUGUUGGUGGACGCCAACGCUAAGAGCUUUGUGUUCCACAAAUCAGGCGUUCUGUAUGACGACCGAUGCGGCAAGACUCUAAAGAAGCUGAAGCACGCGGUGCUGGCCGUGGGGUGGGGCAGCAGCAAGGGCGAACCAUACUUCGUGCUGAAGAACUCAUGGUCAGCGGCGUGGGGCGAGCGAGGCUACGUGCGCGUGCAGGCGCGCUCCAACACGUGCGGAGUGCUCACCAAGCCGUCCUACCCGCGCCUCGCGCCCGCCGAUGUGCUGCGACGCGACCUGCCGCAGCCCUAGUGACGCACCAGCUCCCGCCUCCAACCACCCCUAGUGCCAAUAUACGCUCAAUAACAGACAC